Paramecium sonneborni is the source of this 9598-nucleotide messenger RNA. The record is from the annotation of a GenBank genome assembly. NCBI's taxonomy places the organism in Eukaryota, Ciliophora, Oligohymenophorea, Peniculida, Parameciidae.
AUGUUAAAAAUGUUUACCUGUGAUAAAAUUUCUUAAAUGAUUCCAAUAUUGGUCAUAGUUUUAAGGUUUGUACAUAGUUAGAGUUGUCCUUAUAAUGAAUAUGAAUAGGCAUUAAUACCUUUUGAAUCUCAAUAUGAAAGUAAUCAAUUUGAUUCUUUGGUUACUUUGGAUGUUGGGGAUUCAUUCGGUUUUGGUUUUUGGAGUCUUUGUAUUCCACAAUUAAGUUUGAAGAAUAUUCCUGAAGUGGAAUAAGAUUUUAUUUCAACAGAUGCUGAAUUAGGACAAUUAUUAUUUUUAGUGAAAGGAAGUACAAGCAAUUCCUUAUUAGGAUUUGUAUAAAUAGAUUUAGAAACUUUGUUAAUUAAGCAUAAAAUAAUUAUUUUAGGAAGUAACUAGAUAAGUUUAGAGUUUAGUUUUUAACCAAUAAAUUAUUAAGCUAAAUGGAUUCUGAGCUUCAUAACCUUUAAUUUCUUAGAUGGAAAUAUUGAAGUUGAUAUGACAGAUUAAAUAAGACAGAGUGGAACAAUGAAUAUUGGAUAAGAUUAUGUUUAAAUAAUAUAAGGAGGAAGAGGCUAUGUAAUUUAUUUAUAAUUAUUAAGAUUGAAAAUUUAAAUCUUAAUGUAUUUAAAGGAAGAUUGUCUAAAAUAUUUAUUAAUAAGAUUGAUCAACUUGGUUAAGAUUUAUUUGAAUAUAUGACAAUUAAUUGUUAGAUUCCUUCUAUAAUUUAAGGUGAAUAAACAACUUAUUUUGUCAAAGGAUUAUAAAUUUUUGAAGGUGAUACAUCUCUCUAAUAUACAAUUAAUUAAUUUGGAAGUAAAUUUUGUCUUUCUGGAUGGGUUAAAUAUGAUAUUUCGAGAGUAAUUUAAUAUUCAAUCUAUCCAUUGAUUAGAGUAAGUCUUUUUAAAAAUUAUUUUCAUAAAUCAAACUUUGGAGAUGAAAUAUUUUUAAUGCAAGUUUGGUUUAGUAAAAGUGAACCUAUAUUUACUAAGAUUGUAAUCCUUCUAGAUUAUCAUAAAAUUCCAAUCAUGGGAUCUAUUGGUUAGGAAGAUAAUGAUUUAAUUAAAGUCAUUUAGGAAAUCAUACCGGAAUAUAAUUCUUAAUAUUUUAUUUAAGAACUAUAAUAAUGGCAUUUUGUAAAAUAUGAGUAUGGUUCUUCAAUCCCAGGAAAAAAAAGCUGCAUAAAUAUUAAAUUCUUUAAUGAAUUAAAUUUACUAGAAUUUUGUCGUGAUAUUAUUUAACCAACCAAUUCUCCUUUUUAUGUAAAUUUAGGAUCAGAUGAAUAUAUGAAAGAAUUACUUUAAGCAUCACUUUUUGAUUUUAAAUUUGAAUAUAAUUAUGUUGAAGAAAAAGUUCUACUUAAAAAUGGUAGCAUAAAUAUGUAUAUUUUUAGCAUGUCACUACACUUGUUUAACCUGUGAUGGACCACUUUAAAAUAAUUGUAUAAGUUGUGAAUAAAACACAAAUAGAUACCAUCUAGAUGAACAAAAGAAAUGCUAAUGUUUAUAUGGAUAUGUAGAGGUUUAAGAUGAGAAAGUCUGCUAAUAAUUUGAAUAUCAUUUUUCAUCUGUUGAGUAAUAAGAAUAAUAUCCUCUUGGGGAUUCAUUAUGUGAAUUUGGAUAUUUCAUUUUUUAAAAUGAAUACGAUUAAAAUGUUUGCAUAAAAUGGUAUUAAUAAAUUUAUUACUCUUAAGUCCAUAAUCUAAUUUCUUAGAUAUAUUGUGUGUUGAUUGUGUUUAUUAUCCAUUGACUUGGUAUUUAAAGCCAAUAUGUAAAUUCGACUUAGUAUCUAAGAAAUUAACAUAAACUGAUGCUUAUAAAUAUGAAAAAAGAGACAUUUAUGAUUAUGACUUUUAUUUGAUUGAUCAAAAUGGACAAUUAUUUCUUCAUUCAGGUUACUUAGACUAUUGUGAACCUGAAUAAGAUUCUAUAAAUUGUUUUCCAGCAAAAUAUCAACAUAUUGGAUAAACUAUAUAUGUGAAAUGCAAACCUAACUAUUAUUAAUUAAAUGGAGAUUGCAUUUUUACAAACAUAAAUUGUUUAUUGGCAUCUUCAGAUGGAAACUGUUAAAAAGUUAGAGAUGGUGUGUAUCUUCAUAAUGGUUAAUAUUAUUAAUGCCCUUUAACUUGUUUCUCCUGUAUUUUUGAUAAUAAUACAAAUACUCCAUAAUGUUUGUCUUGUAUCAAUCAUUAUGCAUUAGAUAAUGGAAGUUGUGUUCCUUGUGGAAAUUUUUGUAGUUUUUGUUAAAAAUUUAAUGAUCAAACUAUAAAUAAAUCCUAUUUAAAAUGUUUUAAAUGUUUAGAUGAUUCAAAAUAUUUUCUAUCCUUCGAUGGCAUAAAUUGUUUUGAAAAUACUAUUAAUCAUUGUGAAUAUGCCUUUUAAGCUGUAUACUAUGAUUACUAAAUAAAUACACUUGAUUUAUAUUUUACGCCAAGAGAUGAUUGGGAGAAUAUUGAUACAACUUGUGGUAGAUGUUAAUACGGAUAUGGAGUCAUUCUUAAUUCUUAUAUUUGCCUUGAAAUGAGAGAUGCUAAUUGCUACUUUUCAUAUGUUGAUUAUAUUUGUGACACCAUCUUUGAUGAGACUAUGUUAAAUAUAUUGGAUGAAAUGAAUUAUUAUAUAACGCCUAGUGGUGAAUUUAUUACUACUGGUUUUGAUGAUGAUGGUUCUAUAGUCUGUACAUCAUUACAAUAUUGUUUGAUUUCAUAAGAUUAUAUUCUAUCAGGAAUGUCCAAAAUAAAUUAAUUUAUGAGUCAAUGUCCUGGAUUCAUUGAAAAUUGUGCUACUUGUUUAAUAGAGAAGGUUAAUUGGAUAGCUUCUGUUAUUAUAUGUCUGGAAUGUAAAAGUGGAUAUUAUGCUGAUAGAAUUUCAGGUAAAUGUUAUGUGUGCCCUUCUGAAUUAAACUGUUAUAACUGUGCAUAAUAGUUAAAGAUUACUCAAGACUACUGGAAAAUCAAUAUUAGAGCUUUAUAUUAAGUUUUAAUUAAUUUUGAUAAUAAUCAUCCAUUUAAACUCUAUGCCUAAAGUGAGAAUAAAGAUGAUUAUGAAGUUAUAUGUACAAUGUGUAUCAAAGAAUAUGAAUUAGUUGAAUAAAAAUGUAUUAAAGAAUGUCCAGAAUCCUGUUUAGAGUGUUAAUUUAUUAAUGGUGAGAAUUAAUGUAUUAGGUGUGAACUAGAACAAUAAGGUAGAUAACUUAGCUUAUCUGAAAAUCAAUGUAUUACUUGCCCAUAAAAUUGUGCCUUAUGUAGAAUUAGAUCAGAUGAUGAGAUCUCAUCAAUUAAUCCUCUCUUUAAUAAUCAUUAAUAUAUGACUUCUACCUAUUAAUGUUUAUAGAGUUUUGAUGAUCAAGAUUACUAUUAUGAUUAAGAAUUAGGAACUUUUAUUCCAUGUUCUAAUACAAUUAGUUGUGAACAAUCUCUUAUAAUCCCAAUCAAUUUGUAUUGCUCAAAACUAGAAUUUACCUUAGCUUUAAAUUCUUUCUAAUCAACUUAUGAAUAAAAUUAAUUUAAAUUGAAAAAUAUACUUUUAGAAGAUCUUACUUCUGGAAAUAGCUUUAAAGAGGUAAUUAUUCAUUAAAUAAUCUAGUUUGAAACAAAUCAUUUUUAUUUAUCAGCCAAUUCAAAGCUAAUCAAAACGAUUAUUAUUAAUAUUCUUAGUGUUAAACCUUAAACUUGUAAAAUUUUUGGAAAUGCCACCAUUUAAUAAAUUUUUAGUGAAAAUAUAUUUUCUACUAUGUAAAUUUUAUACUUAGAUUAGAAAUGUUGAACUAAAUAUUUAAUUAAAUUAACAUACUAUUAUUGAGUUUGAGAGAACUAUCACAUUCUAGAAUUUCAAUAAAAUUACCAUCCAAGGUGCUUAAAUUAAUCCAUUAAGUAAUAAUAAAUUAAAAUAAAUAUUAUUUAUUAGUAAACUACCAUAAAUAAUUAUUUUAAAAUCUAUUCUAUAUUAGUAACUAAAUUAAGAAAAUGAUUAAUCUAAAAUGAUAUUUUAUGAUGUUAAAAAACUAGAUUUAAUGGAUUUCAAAAUAAUAGAUCUUAUUUAAAAUACCAUAAAUACAUUCAUUUUCAUUGCCGAUACUACUUACAAUAAAUAAAUAACACUUUCAUCUUUUUAAAUUCUUAAUUCCAAACUCCAAAAUUAGGUAACUCUUUUUUUCAAUCUUAACCAAAAUGAUAUCAUUUCAAUUAUUGAUGUAGUUAUUCAAGCACAAUUUUCUAAUUCAACUUUAAUAGAUACAAAGAUGACUAAAUAAUUUGGAUCCCUUGAAAUGAGCAACGUUGACUUUUAAAUAGAUGUACUUAAUUGUUUACACUUCUUAAAUCUUUUUCUUUUUAAAUAAGUGACUAUCUCUGGAAUAUAUUUUCAUAAUUCCUAGAUUUAGAGUUCAACUUUUGUUAUUUUGAAUAAUAAUAAUUAGAUUCAAGAUUUUAUUAUUAAAGAUUGUAAAUUCAGAGAAAGAAGCUAUGGAAUUGUAAAUUCUGAUUUGCUUUAAUUGGAAUAAUUACAAAUAGAAUUAUUGAAUCUAAUAAUACAGGAAAAUGAAUAUCAUUAAACAACCAAAUUACUAUAAUUCCAUAAAUACAAUAAUGUUAAUUCAAAAAUAAUGAUUAAAAAUAUUUUAAUCUCAAAUAAUUAUGUUUCAUCAAUCAGCGAAGAUUUUAAAUUAAAUACUUAAAGUUCUUGUAUAAUUUAUAUUUCUAUAGAUUAUAUUCUAAUUUAAGCACUUAAUAUAAUAAGAGGAAUUGGAUUGAUUGAUUUCAGUAUAGUUGAAGCUAAAUAGUUAAAAAUAACCUCUAGUAAGAUCACUUAAGGAGAUGAAUAUAAAUUUUUAGGACUUCAUUAAUAUCUUGAUUGUUAAUUAUAAUAAGUGAAGGGCGAAUAUUAUUUACAAUCUCUCUUUAUGACUUCAGUGCUUAAUUUAGAAAUAGUAGAUAUGUAAAUUACUAAUACUUAAUCAUAUAAUUCACCUAUUCUCUACUAUAAAUCUUUUGAUAAAGGAAAAUAAUAAUAGCUUGAAACAAUCCUUAUAAAUAACAUAUCAGUUAAAUCAAAUCUAUUACUAUUAUCCAAUUCAUAAUAUUAAACUGCAAUUAUCUUUAUAGAUUCAGUUCAAUAAACGAAUAUAGAUUUGUAAAAUAUUACUUUUUCCGAGAAUAUUUUGCACGAAUAUGUUUAAAAUAAUCUCUAAAUUUCUUCCUUACUCUUAAAUUUAAAUUGUAUAUAGGGUGUAAUCACUAUUAAGAAUUCUAACUUCCUUAAAAAUACAGUUUACAAUAGCACUGAUAAUUUAAUCUAUAUCAAAAGUCAAAAAUUGAUAUUAUAAAAUUGUACUUUUUAUUAGAAUAGCUAUUUUAACUAUUAAUUAAUCUAACCUUAUUUACUAUGGGGAUUUUUUGAAUCAGAAAAAGUAUCUUUUGAACAAAUGAAAUAACUUUUCAAAGUUAAAUCUACAUCAGGAGUAGCUUAAUUAUUAAUCCAAAAUCUUGAAAUUUAAUACUGCAAUUUUGAGCAAUCAGUAGGAUCUUCUGGUGGUGCAUUAUAAAUUAAGGCAUAAAAGAAUAGUCUUAUAACUAUUUAUCAAACUUAAUUUAAAAAUAUCUCUACAACCUUUUCGCAAGAAUUAGCAUUUGGAGGAGCAAUACAUUUAGAUAGUACUUCAGCAUAAUCUCUUGAAGUUAUUUUUUAACAAAUAUUUAUAGAAAAUAUAACAGCAAAAGAACAAGGAGGUUUUAUUUAUAUUUUAUCAAAUUCUGCAAGUGUUAAUAUCACAUUUCUUAAUUUUAAAAUUCGAAAUGUAUAUUCUAAGCUUGGAUCAAUAGUAUAUUUUACUUUUUCUUCUGCUUCUUCAAAUUAACAAUAUGUAAAUCUUAAUUAAUUUAUUAUUGAAAAUACGAAUGACGGUUUUACAAAUUACUUAAACAAAUAUACUUAACUUUCUAAAACAGAAGAAAUAGCAAUUACUAAUAAUAGAGCCUUAUUUUAUAUUGAUUCAGCUAUAAAUAUAAUCAUUGUAAAUAUUGAAAUUGAUAAUUUAAUUUUAGAAUCUGUAUUAUCAAUAAAUAAUGCUUAAAUGGUUUCAAUUCAAAAUUUUAAGAUAUCAAAUAGUUUAAUAAGUCAUGUAAUUUUUAGAUUGCGUCCAAAUCAAUGUAAAAUUUGUUAUAUAUUCUAGAUCUGACUAAUAAUAUAUAGAUCAGUGGUCUUACAAUAUCUAACAUUACUGUGGCAUUAUAGUUAAAGAUUUAUAAUUGUUUGUAAGAAAAUGAUAAAGAUUACACAGUAUAUUUUAAAUGUAUUCAAAAUGCCAAAAAUACAUAGGCACCUCUAAAUUUAUUUUCCUAAUAUGUUAAUUAAUAGGAUAAUUAUGGAGAAUGUUUGUUAUCCUAAAUCAAAUAAUAAAAUGGAAAGGUGAGUAAUUUAAUGAUUCAAAAAACAGAAUAGGGAUUGAUUUAAUUCUUAGAUCUUACAGAAUCAAGUUAAAUAAAGCUAAAUAAUCUACUAUUAACAUAAAUUACUUGUGAUUUCUGUUAGAAUGGAUUAUUAUUUUAUUCCUUUUUAAAGAUGGAAAACCUCUUAAUGAAAUAGUAUAUCUCUAAACUAAAAAUUACUAAUUCUUCAUGUGGAGUUUAUGGGUGCUUUUAUAUAAAAAAAGAAAAUUCAAAUACUAAUCGAAGAGCUCUCUCAAAUUAAGACAAAUAAUUAUAAUCUCUGAAUUUGGAAGUAUUUAUUGAUAAUUAUGUUUGUCAAUAUAAUCAAGCUCAAAAUGGAACUUGCUUAUUUGCUGAAAAUGUAAAAAUAUUGAUUGAAAAUUCAAUUUUUUAAUUUAAUAAUGCAUCUGGAACAGGAGGAGCUAUGAUUAUUAAACUGAAAUAAGAUGUUUUAAUUACUAAUAGUUUAAUAUAGCACAAUUCAGCCUAAACUGGAGGAGGAAUUAGUUUAUUUGAUUAACAAGACAUGGAUUAUUUUAAACUUGGAACUAUUAUUGAUAAUAACAAAGCUGAAUUUUUUGGAAAUGAUAAGGCUUCAUUACCUUAAAAAUUAACAAUUACAUUAAAAGAUGAAGAUUAUUAUUUUUAAACAAUAACAAUUUAAGAAACAGAAGAACUUGUGGUUUAAUAAGUUAUGGUUUCAUCUAGUGAAUUAAAUAAAUAAUAGUAUAUUUUAUUGCCAAGUGGUUAAAAGAUUUCACUAUAUGAGUAAUUUGAUAAAAUAAAUAAAACAUAUUAUCCAUUUAAUUAAAAGUUUAGAGUGAUUGCUUUGAGUAAGGAUAAUAGUGUAAUGAAAAAUCUAUAAAAUACAUAUUGUGAAAUUGAUAGUAGAAUUUUUAAUACUACAAAUUUAAAUGAUGAUAAUAUAUUUAGUAAUAAUCUUACAAAUAUAAAGAAUAUCAGUUUUAAUAUCUAAACUUAAGAUUAUAAUUUAGAUGAUCUGAUUGUAAAUUUUGAUAAUGCUUUGCCAAUUGAAAUUGUCUUAUAAUUACAAUUUAGAUGCAAUUCAAUAUUUAUUCCAAUUUUCAAUUAAUAAUAUCCAUAUAAUUUGAUAAGUUCACACUCUAACUAUAAAUUAAGAGUUAAUAUAAAGACAUUAGGUUGUUAAUAUGGAGAAAUUAAAAAUAAUACUGAUUAUUCAUGUAUUCCUUGCAAUAGUGAUUAAGGUCUAUUUUCUUUAAAUUUAAAUUCUGAAAAAUGUGAAUUAAAAGAUGAUGUAUCAACAAUAAAUGUUUAACCAGCAUUAUUAAAUUUAAAAUUUGGAUAUUGGAGACCAUAUUUUUAAAGUAGCAAAGUUAGUUAUUGUUUGAAUUUACCUGAAAAUUGUUUAGGAGGAUGGGAAGAGGGUGAUAAUUCUUGUUUUUUAGGACAUAUUGGAGCAUUAUGUGAAUAAUGUGAUUUAUAUAAUAUAAGAGGAGAUGGAUAUUAUUCUGUAAGUUCAACAUAUUCUUGUGGAUCAUGUUUAGAAAAGGAAAAAAAUGCACUAAUUAUAACUUUUGUGAGUAUUUGGUAUGUGUAUUAUUAAUAUUUUUAGGACUUUAAUAUCAAUAUUGGUUUCAGUUCAAAGUACUUUGAAAGCUAUUGAAGAAUUUGUGAGAAUUAUUAAUAUUAUGAUGUUAGGAUUAGCAGUUACAUAAAAUUCUAAUCAAUCUGCAAUAUUGAUAAAGAUGUUGACUAAUUACUUGUAAAUAAUUUCAUCAAUUUCUACAUUUUAAUUAAAGCUACCUACUGGACUUUAAAGUACAAUAAAUGCAGUAGGAUCCCCAAUUUAGACUAUGACUUAUUCAUUGGAUUGUUUUUUAUCUCAAAUUUUUUAAUUUUAGAUUUAAUAUUCUAGAAUGAUUUGGUAAGUUAUUAUGCCUUUUCUUUAUAUUACAUUCUUUUUAAUAUGUUAUUUACUGGCAGUUAAAUUUAAAAAUGUCACUUUUAAUAGAAGUGUUAUUACUACAACACUUAUUUAUAUGUACAUCUAUUUAUAACCAAGUUUAAUUGGAGGAUUUGUUUAACUUGUAUCAUAUAGAGAGAUUUCAGGAUAUAAAUGGAUUCAAUCUAAUGUUUCUUAUAGAUUUGAUACUGCUUAUCAUGAAAAAUGGAUGCUUGAAUUAUGUUUACCUAUGUUAUUAUUACUAGCGAUUAUUAUUCCGCUAUAUUUUUUUUAUGGUCUUUAUAGUAAUUCUCAUUAAUUAGAUGAUAAAAAAGUAAGACUUUAAUGGGGUUAUCUUUAUAAUGAAUACACUAAAACUGCUUACUUUUGGGAAGUUAUCAAAAUACUUUAAAAAGAAUUAAUGAUCAUUUUUUUAACAUAUUAUGAUGAUAAAGUUAUAAUUAAAGCUACAAUCAUUUCACUCAUUAUUGGAAUGUAUUUAGAAUUAAGUUUAAAAUAUAAACCUUAUAAUCUAAAUAAUCUUAAUAAAUUAGAUUAUUAUUCUACUAAUGUUUGUUUAGCUUCUAUUGCUUUAGCUAUUGGUAUAUAUAUAUCAGAAUAAUCUAAUUCAUAAGAAAUAUAAAUUCCUUAUGUAUUUAUCAUAUCAAUUUUGAAUCUUAAUAUGUUAUAUACUUUAAUAUCAAAGAUUCUAAUUGAAUAUUUGAAAGAAAAAAGUAGUGAUUUUGAUGAAAAAUUUGAUAAACUUCGUAAUUCAAUAAGAACUUCUUUCCCUUCUCUAAUUUAAAUACCUUUUAUGAAAAGAAUUUUAACAAACCGUCAUGAAUAACGUGAACGAGUUGCUAAAUUAUACCAUAAAUUAAAAUAAUUUUUAAUACCCUAAGCAAAAGAAAUAAUUGCGUUUAAAAAUUAUUAAUGGUAAAUAGCUAUGGAAAGACAAAUGGAACAAAAUAUUGAUUAAAUCCCUUUGAGUCUAAGAAGUCCAGACUAAGCUAAAGAAAGAUAAUAAUUUAUUCGAAAAUCUAUAAGAGAAAGUUCUUUAAAUUAUUCAAGAAAUACAAUAACUGCAUUUGUUUUGGAAAAAAUGUAUAUAUAAAAAUCAUAUGAAAAAUUUUAGGAAACAAAAAAGAGUUGAUGAAAUGGCUGAAAUUUUUGAAGUUAAAAAAUAAUAGUCUUCUAGAGUUACUCCAAUUGCAUAUAGUGAAAAAUUUAUCAAAGAAAUUCAAGAAGAAUGA